Nasonia vitripennis (jewel wasp) is the source of this 2762-nucleotide messenger RNA. Its product is annotated as probable ATP-dependent RNA helicase DDX43. Gene Ontology annotation, molecular function: RNA binding; ATP binding; RNA helicase activity. The record is from RefSeq and is a predicted model, not a curated record. Lineage: Eukaryota; Metazoa; Arthropoda; Insecta; Hymenoptera; Pteromalidae. Bases 223 to 2319 code for a protein of 698 amino acids. The transcript has 11 exons.
UGAACAGUUUAACUGAUGCUCGGCGCCCGGCGCACUUAUCGCAUGUGAGGUUUAGUUUAGACUGGUUCAUAUCUCUGUGCGUAAAAGCCAGAGAGGCCGACUUUCGUUUUUGUUCCGGUCUUCUCACGUGAAAAGCAAGGCGCAGGGCGCUGAAAAUUGAAGAAAAAAGAAAAGUGUUACGUUUGAACGUUAAAGAAUACAAAGUAUACGCAGUUUGCAAAGAUGGAUGAGGAUUGGGAUGAUGAUUCAUCACAACAAACAUAUCAAGCCCAAAGUUCAAAUAGUUACCAACAAGGUGGCUAUGAACAAAGAAAUGGAAACAAUUUUAGAAAGCCAAGAGAUGAUCAUCGCAACAAUGGUCGCUAUAAUAACAGGGACAGGAGUAGAGGUUCUAAUCGAGGUGAUCGAGAUGGAAGGAGGGAACAAGAUUAUAAUAGAAAUUCAAAUGAAGAAGAUGAUGAAAGAACAACUUUUUUUGUUGAAACUUCCAAAUUAGGAAAAGUGAUAGGAAAAGGAGGUAGUAAAAUUCGUGAAUUAGAAGCACAAACUGGCGCAAAAAUAAAGAUAAAUAAAGAUUGUGUCAAUGGAGAUGCCACAGCAGUUAUAGUAAGUGGUACUAAAGAUGCACAAGAUCAAGUGAAAACUCUUAUAGAUGAAUUAUUAUCCGAUCAACGACCAGAUCGACCUUUUACAAUCAAUACUAUGAAUUUACAAGAAGGUAACAAUGUUAGAAAUGAUGAUAGAAGAAGUGCUCCUAUUGACUGGGAUGCAGCUGCAAAAGAACAUGAUCAAUACCAAGCACAAAAAUGGGAAAAGUAUGGUAGUAUUAAAAAGAACUUCUACAUAGAAGAUCCCGAAGUAGCUAGGUUAUCAAAAACUGAAGUAGAAAAAAUCAGAAAAGAUAAUAAUGACAUCAGUGUAGAUCAUACUUUUGACAUAGACCCGUCACAAGCAGACUCUGAGGAAUAUAAAAUUCCUAAUCCAGUUCAAACGUUUGAACAAGCUUUUAGGAAUUAUCCAGAUAUAUUAGUAGAAAUUAGAAAGCAGAAUUUUGAAAAACCCAGCCCAAUUCAGUGUCAAGCAUGGCCAAUUCUUCUUAGUGGAAAAGAUAUGAUUGGAAUAGCACAGACUGGCACUGGCAAAACACUAGCAUUUUUACUACCAGCUUUAAUUCAUAUUGAUAAUCAAGAUACUCCACGUUCAGAAAGGAGUGGUCCUACUGUAUUAGUAAUGGCACCAACGCGUGAAUUAGCUUUACAAAUUGAAAAAGAAGUUAAUAAGUAUUAUUACCAUGGAAUUAAGGCCGUUUGCGUGUAUGGAGGAGGAGAUCGGAAAAAACAAAUGAAUAUAGUUUCCAAAGGAGUGGAAAUAGUAAUUGCUACGCCAGGAAGACUGAAUGAUUUAAUACAGACUGAAGUACUGGAUGUAAAGUGCGUUUCGUAUCUAGUCUUAGAUGAGGCUGAUAGAAUGUUAGACAUGGGAUUUGAACCACAAAUAAGAAAAUCAUUGCUUGAUAUUAGACCUGACAGACAAACUGUAAUGACGAGCGCCACUUGGCCGCCAGGCGUAAGAAGAUUGGCUGAGUCUUACAUGAAAAGUCCAAUCACGGUUUGUGUUGGAUCUCUCGAUUUGAAAGCUGUUCAUUCCGUUACUCAAAAAAUUUGGAUCGUUGAUGAAGAAGAAAAGACCGAUGUGCUUAAAGAUUUUUUUCACAAUAUGGCACCAAGUGAUAAAGUCAUUGUAUUCUUUGGUAAAAAGUGUAAAGUUGAUGAUAUUGGAAGUGACCUAGCACUGAGUGGAGUUGCAUGUCAAAGUAUUCACGGUGGACGUGAGCAGGCUGAUAGAGAACAAGCUUUAGAAGACAUUAAGACGGGAGAUGUAAACAUACUUCUUGCAACUGAUGUAGCUAGCCGUGGAAUAGACAUCGAAGAUAUAACACAUGUAUUUAACUAUGAUUUUCCGCGGGACAUUGAAGAAUAUGUUCAUCGAGUAGGCCGAACUGGUCGAGCAGGCAAAACAGGCGAAAGCAUAAGCCUGGUAACACGUCGCGACUGGGGGCUAACCAAGGAAUUGAUAAAAAUUUUAGAAGAAGCUGAACAGGAAAUACCAACUGAACUUUAUAGUAUGUCUGAACGUUAUGAAGCGAUGAAGAAAAAAAGAGAUGAAGAAAGAGGUGAUGGCGAUCGCCGAGAAAGUGGUGGUAGAAGAUAUGGCGGCGGCGGCGGGGGUGGAUUUAGAAGUGGAGGCGGUGGUGGUGGUCGUGGAUAUGGAGGCGGUGGGUUUGGAGGUGGAGGCAGACGUGGUGGUAGUCGUUGGUAACUACCAGAGUUUAAAGUGUUUACAACUAAUUUGUAUACUUAUUUUUGUUAAGUAUUUUUUCUGUUCCGUAAGUCACGUUAUGUGCACAUUUAUGAAUACUUCCAAAGUUUUAGUUUAUCAUAGUUUAAUGGUAUUACUAUAAAAGAAAUCAUAUUCAAAGGUCUUAAUGAUAAAAAUAUGUAAAACUUAUAAGAGAUCGAUUUAAAUUAUAUUCGAUAAUUUCAACAGAAAUUACGAAAAAAAAGUUUAACUGAUUAUUCAGUUUGAAUAAAUAAUAUGUAUUACGACUUUUAUUACGAUUGCUGACAAUAACAUUAGAUUGUUGGCAAAACUGUGAUAAAUGGAGAGUGACAAAUGAAUAUUUUAUACGAGUAGAAUAAGCGUUAAAAGUUAUGCGCCUAUGUACAAAAUAAAAUACAUAUUAUAAGAUGACAAAAAAGAAA